AUGUGGCAGCCGCCGGCGCCAUGGGUUGUGCGGCGGCUACGCAGCUGCUCGCGAUACUUGCCGACCCCAUGUAUACGCUCAUUUGCGCCACCACGCUCGGCUCUGUUCUCACCAUCUUCAUUACGACUGAAUGUUGCCGAGGCUCUACGUGAGACGGCGCAAGGCUCGCAUGUCUGGGAGCUUGCAAAGGCAAAGAGCAUCGACGCCGGCAGAUUCGCCUGUGCUCUGCAUAUACUGCGUGCACUCGCUCUAAACCACACCUUUGUCGAGAUAGCGCCGAGUGUCUUUCCACACAACACGGCUAGCUCACACCUCGAUACGGACAAGAAGGCCGAGGGGUUGCGUCAGAGCCCAGGGUUUACCUCUUCGGGUGAACUUGACAAGACGGCCUUCAACGCCGCAUUCAUAAUCAGCCUCGCGGGGCUGGCCGGGGCAGCUGGAGAAGGAGACAUCGUUGGCGAGGGUCACGAAGGGGAUGGAAGCUCGCAAGCGCGUCGUGCCCCAGAUGCGAUCUUCAGGGGAUACGACUGGGAGAAGCUUGAGAAGGACGCUAUCGUAGUCGAUCUUGGAGGCAUAGUGGGGACGCAGAGCAAGAAAGUCUUGAAGAAACCCCCUGGGUUGAAGACCAUCAUGCAGGAUCAAGAGCCCGUUAUCAAGGCUGCUGAGCAGGUACAACGUCUUGAGCAUCGAACGACGUCUUGA
Peniophora sp. CBMAI 1063 is the source of this 702-nucleotide messenger RNA. The record is from the annotation of a GenBank genome assembly. NCBI's taxonomy places the organism in Eukaryota, Fungi, Basidiomycota, Agaricomycetes, Russulales, Peniophoraceae.